AUGGCUUCUGUCAACUCCCUGCCGGCUGCCAAUAGUGCAUCCGGCAAUACCGUCAAUUCGUCUUCACAGAACUCGGGUUCCAGGCCUUCAUUGAGAUCCAGCGCUAACUCCAAGGCGGAUGGAGGUCGCCGUCAGACAGGCAGUCCGCUAGAUGGAGGUCAGAGGCGCAGUAACUCCCAGAAGGCUUGGACCCAAGGCACGAACCCGAUUACUCAGAGGUCUUCGUAUUCGCAACAGAACGGAAAUAUGGCCCAGAAACAGAAUGCUGCCCCUAAGCCAACAUCAAAAGAGUCGAACACACCUGAUAAUCAUGCCCAUGACCGCCUUGUUUUCUUGGUUACCAGCUUUAUUGGUUUGACCGCUACCAUCACCACAAAAAAUGGCGAGAAGUACACUGGAAUAUUCUCUUCUUCCUCCCUUGAGCCUAGCGAAUCAUCCUUUGUCCUCAAAAUGGUACAGCGCCCAACGAAGCAAGAGCAAAACCGGGCGAAUGGUGUAAGCGAUGCUACAAGUCCGUUUCUAGGAUCUGCACCAGAUCACAGUAUGUCGUUCGAUAUAAAGGAUGUGGUGGAAAUAUCCGUCCCCAACGUCUCUACAUCCGAUGUUACAGCAAAAGGAACAAAUGGUGCCUCUACUGGCUUCCGAACCGAUGUCGACAUUUCUGGUAACUUGGCGAUACGCGAGCGAACCUUGAAGCGCUGGGAACCAUCGGCAGAGACCGAGGUGGAUUUGUCCUUGGAAACUACCAAAACUUCAGCUGGCUGGGAUCAGUUCGAGACCAAUGCACGGCUGUUUGGAGCCACUAGUAGUUAUGACGAGAAUCUCUACACUACCCGGAUCGACCGUUCCGAUCCGACUUACAAGCAUAAGGAAGCAGAAGCCGCUCGUAUUGCACGUGAAAUCGAGAACACCGACGUUGACAAUGCGCAUAUGAGGGAAGAACGAGGGAUAACAGUGCCAGGAGAUGGUGGUGACGAGGAAGACAAAUACAGUGGUGUCCGACGUGACGAGAGAAACUUCCCACCCCUUGUCUCUGGGCAGCCAAACAAGUACACGCCGCCGGCUCGUCGACAGGCUGCCGCUCAAGCUGCCGCAACUCCAAGUUCCUCCGCUAGCACUGUGAAACAGGUACCCAAGGACACAACGCCUUCUUCGGCACCACCGCCUAAAGAUAGCACCGCAUCGCAACCGGUACCUUCGGCUACAGCUCCCAGCGCCGCUUCUGACGCAGAGAAGUCUGUCUCGGCGAAGCCUCCAUCAGCCACCGGCGCUGUACCGAAACGGACUGGUACGGAGAAUGCUACCGCCAACGUAGAAGCUGAAGUGCUAGAUCACUUCCGUCAGUUCGCCAACAGCGAGAAACAGAAAAUGCAGGAACGCCGCCGUAACCAGGCGUCCUAUGAUCGCACAAUCAAACUCAACGAACUGAUGAAAUUUUCGAAGAACUUCAAGCUCGCUACGCCAGUCCCCAAGGAUCUGGUACCUAUCCUUGCCAAGGACCCUCAUAAGCAGGAAGAAAUCAUCCAGAGAGCUCAGCAGCAGGCUGAGGAGAAAACAUCAUCAACCAAGACCUCUCCGACGCCUGAGCAGAAACAAACGCCUCGUGCCCCGGUCUCGGCUCGCCAUGACAGCGGAACAACGCCAGCAGCGACACCGUCCGAUCGGCCGGCCUAUCCUCGUGGUCGCCAGGUGCACCCUCCUACUGGUCCGCACGCGGGUUCUGGUGCGCGACCCCAACACCAGACAAUGAAUCCACCUCGUCAAACUACGGGGAUGCUCGGGCAUCGCCUGGCCGACAAUCUUCAGCAGCGGAAAGGUGCCGCAAUGGGGACUGUUCCUGCGCCUUUGCCUAUUCAAGACGUUCGCUUACCUCCAACUGGCCCCGCUGGUGACCAGUCCGGCGUAACCAGCCCAAGCAAAAUGCAAACGCCAACGUCUUCUGCGUCCACAAAGUUCAAUGUGAGAGCCCUAGAGUUCAAGCCCAACCCAGCCGCAAGCACAUUCACCCCAGGUGCUUCGUCCAGCGCAGCACCCUUGGUCGGGGGUCGUUCUGUUUCUCGUGCCACUAGCCCAUCUGCAUUCUUCGGUGCUAAGAAGCCACGGCCCGUCACUGAGCGCCCGUCUCUCAAGAACCAAUUCAACCCUAUUAAACGAAUGAAGAAGGAGAGCGCGGAGCAGACCGAGAAGGAUUAUACUUUCAACGGAGGAAUUCCGCCAGCAUAUAAAACCCUCCCCACCUGGGACGUGGCUUCUGGCAAUGAAGAGAAGACCUAUCUGCAGAUGUUCAAGCCUCCUGUUACUGUUCCAGCCAUCUCUCCCCAGAACCGCUCAGCAUCUAAUCCCCAGGCUCCUCAUCAACCCCACAUGCCCUUCCAGUUCCCCCAGACUACACCAGGCAUGCCUCCUGUUUCUGGUCCCCCACAUGGGCCUCACCUGCAUCCCCAGCACCACGCAUCUGGUCCACCUCACUUUGACGACCCUCAUCGGAUGCAAAUGUCAGCCUCAACUUCUCAGGUCUUCCCCUCUCCUAGACUUCAACAUGGGUAUCCUUCUCCCAUGGCCCCGCAUGCACAGCUAGCAUUCGGACAGCCUAUGCCACAAUUCUACGUCAACCAAGGCGGCCCCCAACCCGGUCCUAUGAGGCCCUACCCAGGUGCUCCUCAGUUUAUGAACCCGCAGGCCAACAUGGGUGCCCCCAUGAUGGUCCAGCAACCUUCCAGCGGUCCUUACAUGGGUGUCCCUCAGGGUAUGGCCCCUUACACGCCUCAGAUGCAGAUGUAUUCCCCGAACCCGGGUCACGCCUACCCGCAGCAUGCGCCGCCUCAGCCGCACAGCGGCUUUCCGAGCCCCAGCCGCGGUGCCCCAAUGAUGAUGCACCAAAACUCCCAACAGGGCCAGCCGCCGCAGCCAGUCAUGUUUAUGUCUCCGGGGCAGCAUGGACAGCCCGUCUAUGCAGCUCAGCAGCCAGGUCACAUGCCUCCCGUUCGGGGCAACUAUCCACAACAGCAGCCGCCCUUCCAAUCUAGCCCGCAUCAGGUGCAUCACUAUCCACCCCACCAACAUCGUACCCCAAGCAGCGGCUAUAAUCAGAUGCCCCAAAUGCCACCCCAGAUACCUGCUCAAGCACCGCCGGCCGCAGCGUCGGUCCUCAGCCGCCAGACGCUGCAGAUGAGGUGA
This is a messenger RNA of Aspergillus bombycis, 3177 nucleotides long. Its product is annotated as putative PAB1 binding protein (Pbp1). Gene Ontology annotation, molecular function: RNA binding. Lineage: Eukaryota; Fungi; Ascomycota; Eurotiomycetes; Eurotiales; Aspergillaceae. Gene Ontology annotation, biological process: cytoplasmic stress granule assembly. The coding region runs from base 1 to 3177 and encodes 1058 amino acids. Gene Ontology annotation, cellular component: cytoplasmic stress granule. The record is from RefSeq and is a predicted model, not a curated record. The transcript is spliced from 5 exons.